GGGCCGCCGGCCGCCUCCAGCACCCGCCGCGCCGCAGCUCCGGGACCGGCCCCGGCCGCCGCCGCCGCGAUGGGCAACGCCGCCGCCGCCAAGAAGGGCAGCGAGCAGGAGAGCGUGAAAGAGUUCCUAGCUAAAGCCAAAGAAGAUUUUCUUAAAAAAUGGGAAAAUCCCUCUCAGAAUACAGCCCAUUUGGAUCAAUUCGAUCGAAUCAAGACCCUGGGCACGGGUUCCUUUGGCCGGGUGAUGCUGGUGAAACACAAGGAGACAGGGAACCACUAUGCAAUGAAGAUCCUCGACAAACAGAAGGUGGUGAAACUGAAACAGAUCGAGCACACCCUCAAUGAAAAACGCAUCCUGCAAGCCGUCAACUUUCCGUUCCUCGUCAGACUCGAGUUCUCCUUCAAGGACAACACGAACUUAUACAUGGUCAUGGAGUACGUUCCCGGUGGGGAGAUGUUCUCACACCUACGGCGGAUCGGAAGGUUCAGCGAGCCUCAUGCCCGUUUCUACGCGGCCCAGAUCGUCCUGACCUUCGAGUACCUACACUCGCUGGAUCUCAUCUACCGGGACCUGAAGCCGGAGAACCUCCUCAUUGACCAGCAGGGCUACAUUCAGGUGACAGACUUCGGUUUCGCCAAGCGUGUGAAGGGCCGCACCUGGACCUUGUGCGGGACCCCCGAGUACCUGGCCCCUGAGAUCAUCCUGAGCAAAGGCUACAACAAGGCCGUGGACUGGUGGGCCCUGGGCGUUCUCAUCUAUGAGAUGGCUGCUGGCUACCCGCCCUUCUUCGCCGACCAGCCCAUCCAGAUCUACGAGAAGAUCGUCUCCGGGAAGGUGCGGUUCCCUUCCCACUUCAGCUCUGACUUGAAGGACCUACUUCGGAACCUCCUGCAGGUGGAUCUAACCAAGCGCUUUGGAAACCUCAAGAACGGAGUCAACGAUAUCAAGAACCACAAGUGGUUUGCAACGACUGACUGGAUCGCCAUCUACCAGAGGAAGGUGGAAGCUCCCUUCAUACCAAAGUUUAAAGGCCCUGGCGACACGAGUAACUUUGACGACUAUGAGGAGGAAGAGAUCCGGGUGUCCAUCAGUGAGAAGUGUGGCAAGGAGUUCUCUGAGUUUUAGGGGUGUGCCUGUGGCCCCAGGGGUUUUCUUUUCUUUUUUUCCUUCUUUUUUUUUUUUUUUUGGUGGGGGGGUGGGAGGGUUGGAUUGAACAGCCAGAUGGCCACAGAGUUCCUUGCAUCUAAUUUCACCCCCACCCCACCCUCCGGGGUAGGGGGAGCAGGAAGCCCAGAUAUUUGGAGGGACAGAAAACACCAGCUGCUCCCCCCCUCUCCUUUGAGUCCUCCUGCACCUUCUACCACUUUUCCCUCCCUCCUCCCCGACAACCCCCCCCCCAGUCCACUUCAGCCUGUUUUAAACGAGUUUCUCAGCUCCAGUCAGGCAAGGUCUUGCUGGUGUAUCCAGGGACGGGCUGUGGAAAGGGGCCCAAACUUAACCUCCAGCCCCCACCACACCCCAACCCCACCACAGGCACCCCUCAGUAAGGGCCAAUGAAGGAAAAGCCCACCUUCCCUUCAGAGCAACCCUGCCUGCCUGGGAGGAAGAGAUUUUAGUGACAUGUUCAGUGGGCUGCUUGCUAGGAUUUUUAAAAAAAAAAAACAAAAAACAAUUUAAAAUCUUAUUUAAGUUCCACCAGUGCCUCCCUCCCCUCUUUCCUCUACCCUCCCCACUCCCUUGCUCUCCCCCCUCCCCCAAAUCCAUUUGAACAAGGUUGGGAAUCAGAUUGACUUUGUCAAGGGAGGCGCUGGGGUUUGAACCUCUGCCCUGAGCUGCUAAUCUCCCCUGCCCCCUUUUGGGGUGGUGGCGGGCGUCCUCUGCCAAUCCUGCGAGGGUCUCAGCCCCUUUAGGGAGCCCCUACUGCCCUCCCCAGCAGACCUUUCUUCACCCCUGGGCUUUGGGAGCCAGACACAGCAGCUGUCCCUCUCCCUGCCAAAGAGGAGUCACCCCCCCAAUAAAAGACAGAGGGGGAGCCCCACGCCGAGUCUUUCCUCCCAGCAGCACCCCCCAAACUCCUUAAUUUUAUUCUCAGCCAGAUAGUAACACGCAGCCUCCUCUCCACUCGGUUGGGAAGGCAACCCUGCAAAAGGGCAUGGAAAGCAAAGUCCCCUCCCCCGGGCCCCACUCCACAGCCCAGGGUUCAAGGCCAGGGUUGCUGGGGAGGGGCUGCCUGUUUUAGUCACCCAGCAGCUUCUGGGGUCCCUCCACCAUCCUGGGCGCCCCACUUCUAGCUUAGCCAACAGCUGUCCGUCACUUCCACCUCCGUCAGAUUUGUGCUUUUAUCUCUCAAUAGAAAAGUGGGGAGCCACCCCAAUUCGUCCCUCUGUUUGUCCCUCUCAUAACUUCUCCCCAUCCCAGGAGGGCUCUCAGGCCUGGGGUGGGGCCCCGGGUGGGCACGGGGCGAUUCAACCUGUGUGCUGCGAAGGACGAGACUUCCUCUUGAACAGUGUGCUGUUGUAAACAUAUUUGAAAACUAUUACCAAUAAAGUUUUGUUUAAAAAAAAAA
Microcebus murinus (gray mouse lemur) is the source of this 2566-nucleotide messenger RNA. RefSeq names its product protein kinase cAMP-activated catalytic subunit alpha (gene PRKACA). Lineage: Eukaryota; Metazoa; Chordata; Mammalia; Primates; Cheirogaleidae. Gene Ontology annotation, cellular component: cytosol; nucleus; cAMP-dependent protein kinase complex. The record is from RefSeq and is a predicted model, not a curated record. Gene Ontology annotation, molecular function: protein kinase A regulatory subunit binding; cAMP-dependent protein kinase activity; ATP binding. Gene Ontology annotation, biological process: protein phosphorylation.